AUGCCGAUGCAAGUUGAAACUGUCCAAGGGUGCAAAGAGCCAUCAGGCUCUGAGUCAAGGUUGGAGGGUGGGGCCAGCGUGGCGAAGGUGGGGAUGGAGCUCUGCUACCGUGUUGAGUUCGUCCUUCUGCUGGAGGGGUCCCUAGCCACCAAGGCUGUGAUGAAGGACGAAGAUGAGUGGAAAGAAUUUGAGCAAAAAGAGGUUGAUUACAGGGGACUUCAAGUUCAGACAAUUCAAAUAAGUGAAAAGGAAGAAGAUGAUAAUAAAAAGAGAGAAGAUUCAGGUGAUAACUGGGAAGAAGGUGGAGGUGGUGGUGGCAGUGGUGUAGAAAAAUCUUCAGGUCCCUGGAAUAAGACAGCUCUGGUACAAGCACCUUCUGCUCCAGUAACCGUUACAGAAACCCCAGAACUGGUGAUGACUAGCAGUGUGUAUCGGCCUCCUGGGGCCAGGUUAACUACAACAAGGAAAACACCAGAAAUGUACAGCAAUACACAGUUCCCAUCCCUGCAGUCCACUGCCAAGCAUGUAGGAACCUGGAAAUACCGAGCCCUCGUAAGGGUUGACUACCUCAGAUUUGCUGCACUCAUUGUGGACUUCAUGUGGAUUCCAUCUUCUGGAUAA
This is a messenger RNA of Choloepus didactylus (southern two-toed sloth), 621 nucleotides long. Its product is annotated as protein CDV3 homolog. The record is from RefSeq and is a predicted model, not a curated record. Gene Ontology annotation, cellular component: cytoplasm. NCBI's taxonomy places the organism in Eukaryota, Metazoa, Chordata, Mammalia, Pilosa, Megalonychidae.